AUGUGCUGUACAUUCGGUGUUGGUGCGAUUAGCUGCCGCACCCGAAGUCGGUGGCUUCGACAAUGCGUGUGUGCGGUAUGGGGAUUGGGAUGGCGUGGAAGAUGUUUGCAAACCAGGAGCUUACUUGGAACAGGGCUGGCCAGUGUCCUUGCUGAUCUACUCCCUGUGUUUCUUCGGUGCAUUGUUGGACCAGGGUGUCAUCGGCAUGAAACAGUUACGGGGGAGGCGUGA
Molecule: messenger RNA, 231 nt
Organism: Symbiodinium necroappetens
Lineage: Eukaryota; Dinophyceae; Suessiales; Symbiodiniaceae
Source: the annotation of a GenBank genome assembly